This is a messenger RNA of Seriola dumerili (greater amberjack), 1886 nucleotides long. RefSeq names its product CREB/ATF bZIP transcription factor (gene crebzf). The record is from RefSeq and is a predicted model, not a curated record. Gene Ontology annotation, molecular function: DNA-binding transcription factor activity, RNA polymerase II-specific; RNA polymerase II transcription regulatory region sequence-specific DNA binding. The transcript is spliced from 3 exons. Gene Ontology annotation, cellular component: nucleus. Lineage: Eukaryota; Metazoa; Chordata; Actinopteri; Carangiformes; Carangidae. The coding region runs from base 200 to 979 and encodes 259 amino acids.
UCGACGUCAGUCUCGGUUUUAUAACCGCGUUACUGUCAUUUUAUAUUCAAGCUUUGAGCGGUUGAGAACGUGCCAGCAACUGUUUCAUCGAGGGAUUCAAAUCGCGAAGCUUAUUGUUAUAUUCAUUUCCAUAUAUCAAGGUGAGAAAUUAUAGGAUAUCUUCUGGACAGCGUGCUUGCGGCCCCACUGUCAAGCCAGAAUGAUAACCAGAAGAAGAGGCCGUACUAUCAACAACACAAUGUCCCUAGAAGUUGAAGUGGUGGAUGCGGUGGAAACUGUAGAGGAUCUGCCAGGUUCUUCUGUGGGUUUCCCAGCUGACAGCAUUGACACUGGUGGAAUAGAGCUAGAUGAUCUGUUUGGAAAUGAAGACUUAAAAUGGACACUUGAGAGAGACUCACCACUCUUCGAUAUGGAGUUGGAUGAGCUUGGUGUAUACUGUGCCAAGGAUCAAGAUUCUGGGAUUGAAGCUUCAACAGGCUCAUCUCCAGAGAGAAUGUCAUCUGAUUUGAAGAUCAAGAACAGACAAAACCAGUCGAGCCAUGUGAUCAACAAAAAUGCAAUUGCUGCCAGAUUGAACCGUCUCAAGAAGAAGGAAUAUGUCAACAGCUUGGAGAAGAAAGUCGGCAUCCUGUCAACAGAAAACAACAUGCUUAAACAGGAAAAUUCUCAGCUGACCAAGAGAGUGGAAGAACUGGAAGAUGAAACCAGGUACCUAAGAGCUGUGCUGGCCAAUGAGAGCAUGUUAGGCCAGCUCUUGUCCAGGCUGAGCGGUGUGAAUGGGAUGAAAUUAUCUUCCUCGCUUUUCCAGGGGCCCGACUCAAACGACCACGACUAUGCCUUACCCAGGAAGCGUGUGAAAGUGGAGGAGAAAGAGACAUCUGGUGGCGUGUGUCUGCAUGUGGACAAGAACCAUGUCUCAGUGGAGUUCUGCACUAAGUGUGCAGAGAGCGCAAGCACAUCGCUCACAAUUUUCUUCUAGGUAAUGGUUGAUCCACCAUGCGGGAUGAGUGGCUUUCUGAACACCUUUACCUGCUUGACUCCAUGGUAAGGAUCAGACAAGAAAAGACCUUUUUUUUUGUUGAUUUUCCAAAGCGAUCAGCAGCAACCUUAGUACUUCUGUUGUUAGACAGUUCUUGCUCCCAGCUAGUGGAUGUUGAGUCUCUCUAUUAUUUCUUUUGUUAAUGGUUUGUUGUUAUAGGAAUUGAUUUUAUUUUAGUUAACAUGUAACUAAGAGUUAAAUCAAAGUAUCCUGAAUGCUAAGAUGUUAAGAUGAAGGUGAAGGUCCACAAAGAGAGAUUUUGAAUCAGCUGUAUAAUUGGAACAAAAUAAUCCAUGGAAAAAGAUAAGUAUGUUUAUACUUUAUUUUGGUCAGAACUGAUCUCUUUGUGAACCUGCACCACUGUACAAAAGAAUAUUUUCAUUUAGCGCCACCUAUUUUUCUUUAUGCUAAAGUGGAAUCUGCUGGUGGAAGGCGAAGAGGCUGGACAAGCUGCUGGCAACGUGGCCUGGUAUUUUUUUAAAGGUAGUAUUGGUAACAAAUGGUAUAUGUGACAUUUUACCAAAACUCUACAACAUCUGUAGCUGUAGGUAUAGUCAGUAUAGCUCUUGCAGCAUUUUUUGGGGGGUUAACUACAGCUACUCCAUUACUUGGAGCAAUGCUACCAGAAGCUUAAGUCUCAGAAUUAUGUCUAGUAUAUAUUUACAUGUACUCAGUGAAUACAUCCUCAAUGAUCUGCUUUAAGUGAUGGAAUUUUCCAUUUUGAUCAAGUGGAACAAACUGUAAAUGUAUAUAUAACUUGGAAUACUAUACUUUGUUUGAAGUAAAUGACCUUGAGAAAUGUUGGACAAAAUAAAUCAUAUUUUCAUUAAGUUUUGAGUUAUAAAUA